AUGAACCAAACCAGCCGACAGUUAUCUUGUACCAAAGUUUGGCCGCGGGGUGAGAAAAUAAAGACAGGCGACGCAGCGAGCGCUCGCAGCAUGGCGCAAAACACCGAAGAAAGUCCGCUCCGUGUCUCCAAACACCCAACUGGUAACGGUGCCGGCAGGAUGAGAGGAGCCGACAACGCAGACCCGAACACUUACGGGUUCGGACACAUGAUCCCGCUCGCCUGUGGCAUGGAAAAACACUGCUGUCAAACAGCUGCUGCUGCUCAGGAGGAGUUGUUCAACGCUGACUGCCGUGUGGGCGACAACCGCUCUUUUUCUGCCUGCGCCACAAUCUCAGAGACAGCCAGGGAGCUGUGCAAAGCUGUGUCCGUGUCUCUGGGACUGGCCAUGGAGUGCAGUGACUCCAGCGACAUGGACGCUGCUCUCCCCCAGUGCGCAGCGAAUGACCACGUUCGAGGAGAGUAUUUGUUCGGGGUUGGAAACGCGCCUCUGAGCUGUCCCGGCGGCCAGGCUGCUGUCAGCGGCUACAAGUGCGCAGAAGAGCGGCCGCUGCACGGACACAAGCAGCAGCAGCAGCAGCAGCAGCUGAUGGAAAUGUUUAAAAGUUCAGAGACCGCUGCGCACCUGCAGCACCUCACCUCCGCUCGGACACCUGUAGACGAGCAGAACUUCACAAUGUGCAAGGCUGAGGACAGCACUCCAGAGGAGACGGCUCACCUGGACCCAGUGCGCGCAGCUUCCUGCCCGUACGCCCAAUCCGCGCAGCCGGGCAGCCUGACACACUUCGACCCACCGGCUCAAGAGAGACCGUGGCGGCUCUACAAGCCCCCCGACGAAGCGGGAGACUUCAUGGAAGUCAUGGAGAGCAGCUUCGCAACAACAAGUGGUUAUCAGCCGGAGCAGUUCAGCAUGAAAAUCAAAUGCGAAGACACCGAAUCUGGCGGAGCGUUGUGGGGCGGUAACCACAACUUUAAUGACAGGUACAACUCCCAGUGUUGGGGUCCGAGGCACUGCGUGAGCGCACACGGCGCAGGAGCCGACAGCGCGUUAUGUAAUCCAUACGAGAGGAGCGCAGCGCGGCCGGAGCAGUGGUACCCAGGCGGGAUGCUGAGGUCGCCAUAUCCCAACUCCAGCUACAUGAAGAGUGAAGUGGGCGAGUGGCUCGAUGUUCCCUAUAAUGACCCCAGGUUCGACGCCAGCAGCGAGCACAUGUUCCCAAUGGAGUUCUUCUUUCCAGCUCAGAGGAUGUGCAUGAUCUGUUCAGACGAGGCAUCUGGCUGCCAUUACGGUGCGCUCACCUGUGGCAGCUGCAAAGUUUUCUUCAAAAGAGCUGCAGAAGGCAAACAGAAAUACCUGUGCGCAAGCAAAAACGACUGCACUAUUGAUAAGCUAAGAAGAAAGAACUGUCCGUCCUGUCGGCUGAGGAAGUGCUUCGAAGCUGGAAUGACUCUGGGAGCACGUAAACUGAAGAAGAUUGGGCAACAGAAGAACCCGGACGAGGAUCAUCCUCCUCAGGAGCCUGCGGAGGUUAUGCCCAAUAUCUCUCCUAAAACGGGCCUGAGCUUCAACUCCCAAGUGGUCUUCCUGAACAUCCUGGAGUCCAUUGAGCCCGAGGUGGCGUACGCCGGACACGACUACGGCCAACCGGACUCGGCCGCCACCCUGCUCACCAGCCUCAACGAGCUGGGGGAGAAACAGCUGGUGAAAGUGGUCAAAUGGGCAAAAGGAUUGCCAGGUUUUAGAAAUCUCCAUGUGGACGACCAAAUGACUGUCAUCCAGUAUUCAUGGAUGGGGGUGAUGGUGUUCGGCCUCGGAUGGAGGUCCUAUAAGAACGUCAACGGCAGGAUGCUGUACUUCGCUCCAGAUCUUGUGUUCAAUGAACACCGGAUGCACAUCUCCACCAUGUACGAGCACUGCAUACGGAUGAGACAUCUUUCACAGGAGUUCCUUCUGCUGCAGAUCACUCAGGAGGAGUUCCUCUGCAUGAAGGCCCUGCUUCUCUUCAGCAUUAUUCCAGUUGAGGGUUUGAAGAGUCAGAAGUACUUUGACGAGCUGCGUCUCACCUACAUCAACGAGCUCGAUCGCCUCAUCAGCUAUCGAAUGAGCGCCAAUUGUUCUCAGAGGUUCUACCAGCUCACCCGACUACUGGACUCUCUGCAGAUGACGGUGAAGAAGCUCCAUCAGUUUACAUUCGACCUUUUCGUCCAGGCUCAGUCACUCCCCACGAAGGUCAGCUUUCCAGAGAUGAUCGGCGAGAUAAUCUCUGUGCACGUACCAAAGAUCCUGGCAGGUUUGGCUAAACCAAUCUUGUUUCACGAGUAGAAGGAUUUUUUUUUUUUUCUUUCAAAUCAAAAGGUGACUCAUCUUUGCUGCAUCUAUAAACUUUAACGGAGGUACCGUUUCCCCUACAUCUUCACGCUAAUAGCUCUGAUCCUUGUCCUGGAAUUUUUUUUUUUUUUUUACCUUUUAGCCAUAAUUGAGAUAGUUUGUUCAGAACUAUUAAAGCUUUUAUCUGAAGCGUUUCGAGGCUUCACCUCUUGACAGUUCUGCUACUUCUGAGUGCAGAGUUUGUGUUUUCAGCCGGAGCAGAGAUGCUACUUUACAUAUGCAGUAAGUCUGUAAAUCAUGAUUGCAUCAAGCUAAAAGUAGCAGGGUGAACAACACAAGUUUUGCAUGUGACCUCCAUUAUACAUACACCUGACAAGAUAUUCUUGAAAGCUUAGAUAAAAUAAAUAAAUAAAUAAAAAAAAGGUGAUAGGAAGAUGAGAGCUAGAUCACAGAAACAAACAAAAAUUACAGUAUAUCCCAUCAAUUUACAAAAAAAAACCUGUUCUCAAAGCGCUGCCUUCAGGGGCUUAACUAAAUUCCUGUGUGUGAUAUUCAGGGCGGGAGCCAUUUAAGUGCUUAAGUGCCUUUAGAACAGGAACUGUAGAUCUCAGAUUUGUUUUUAAAGGUCACAUAAUUCAACUUUUAACCAUUUACUAACCAGCUGUGAAGUUGCAACAGAUCAUUAUAAACCUGUGUAAUUGCUUAAUCGAUGAUUUACUAAGCACUUCAUUGUAAGUUCACAGUCAAAUAACUAUCAACUAAAGUUUAAUCAACCCUAAAUUAAAGGUUAUUACAGAGUGCUACAGUUACUGAUGUAAUAAUUAAUUACACUCGUACCAACUAACACGUGUGAUUCUCGACCAACAGGGUCGCAGAAAAGUCCUUCAGUUAUAUUUCGUGCACCACUGAUGUGGUUCAGACUGCAGUCUAACGCAGCUGUGGUAUAUAAUUUAAUUUGUUCGGAAAAAAGAAAAUUACAAACAUAAUUGGCGGAACAAUCACGAUUUAUAUGUACACAAACUGUUAAACUGUAAUGAGCCAAUGUAGCACAAUGACAGUCUACAGAACACACUGCAUGCUUACCGUCGCGCCGCACUCAACGCUUUUUUCUCUCUCUGUGUAAAACGUGUAAAGCUUUUUUUUUUUUUCCUCUCGAUGUUACUGAUUUUACAGCCUUAACUUAUACAUACGUGAUGAGUUAAAGAAGAUGUACUUGGUAUGAGUGAAGUUGGACGGUUUGUAAAGACGUUUAGAUAUUCUGCCACUCCACGAUUUUAAAGUUAUUGAUAACUGAAUUUAAAAAAAAAACUUCUUCUACUACUACAAUCCAAUCUCAGUGUAACUUAAAUGAACUGUUUAAAGUAAAUUCCGUCUGUAAUGCAUUAUAACGUGUUAAUCAUUCAUAUUCAGAGUGCUUUAAAACACGAAACAGAACUCAUUAUAAUGCAUCAAAAAAAUGAUUGUUACAACUACGAGAAUUUUGAUACACUACAUUUUUGCAAAAGUACUAAUACUCAACCUUCUAAGUCAUUUUAAAAUGCUUUGUAAUGUGUUAUUAAUGUUGUUAUAAAGCAUUCAGCGUAUUCAUGAUUGUUUAUAACUACAGGCAAACACAAAAGCAUAAGUGUUUUGAUUUACUGCAUUAUGGCACAAUGAGAUGAUUAUUGUUAUUAAGUAUUGUGACUAUUGAUGAGUGCUUAUAACUAUAAUUAUGCAGCACUAUUCGUGCAUUAUAACACACGAUAAGUAUGUUAAUAAUGUGCAUUUUUAAAGAAGGGCUUCAUAGAAUGUGUCACCGUAAAUUCUAUUCUUACCUCAUAUCGUGGUGAAUGUUUUCAAAAUGCAUUUAAAUUCAAUGACGCUUGACUUGAACUUGAAUCACACCAUUUUCUGCAUGUCUGUUUUAGAUGUAUUGCUAAAAAAAAAAAAUUAAAAAAAAAACCUUGGGAUUCUUUUUGUAUUUACUAUAAAGCAUGUAAAGGCAAAGCAAUGGCACUUGACAGAUUAAAAAGCAAAAGGUUCAUUGAUAAAACUACAACUAUGUCAUCACUUAAACGCAGAGUGUUAUGUGCACCGUACGCAGUUCUCACACCUUCCCUGCUGGAGAGCACGGUGGUAUCGGUGGCGUGCUGUGAGCAUGGCACCAAAAAUAAACCUGAAUCUGAUCCAGAGCGCCAGAGAUCUUUAGUUGAGGGCAGUUCUGUUCCAGCAGGACAACAAAACAGAAACUCAGAGCCAACUCAAAACUGGAGGGGCUUCAGAUGUAGACUGUUAAAAGUCCUUGACGGGCCCUGCCAAACCUCGGAGAUGAAACCCAAGAAAGAAAUCUGUGGAAUGCCUUGAAGAUAACUGAUCACAGACACUCAAGUUAAACUGUUGAAAGGAUUAAAUUAAUGAGUUCGACACAAUUAUCAGUUUAGUUUGAUUUGAAGAAAAAAGAUUAACCAAGUUGGUGAAACAUGAGGCACUUUGUACAGACACUUAGGUCGACAUGAUGCAGUGUGAACUGUAUCUCGACUAUAAUUGUAGCAGAUCAACGCGUUUAUCACAAUCUAAGAGCGUUUUUUUAACUCCGUAAAUCACUUUUCAACAAUCCCUGUCUCUUUAACAGGCUUGUAGAUGCAUGCAUCAUGUGUUGUAUACCUGUAAGCAGCGUGCAAAUCUUGACAUUUUAAGCUUUACCGAGAACAAAGGCGUCGACAUCCAUGUUCUCCAUGUUUAGUGUAUACUGUCAUCAUUGUUCAAUGCAUGAUGGGACGUCCAUCAGAAGGCGCGGUAACAUUUUGUUGUACAGUGACGAGUUGACCAUGACAGCCAGAUGUUUGUUUUUUAAAAAAAAAACUGAUUUGUGUUUUGGAGCGCUUUACUUCAUCAGCAACAAUGAAUGUCCUCACCUCGUCCUUGUGCUCAAUAUUUCCUGUGUGGGGGGAAAAGAAAUGGGGGAGAAUCGAAAAGCAAAUGCAGUUAAUCUGUGAGACUUGUACUCAACGUGAACAGCUGAUUACAGCUAAUUAUAGCCUUGACACUUGUAACAAUGCGUCAGGAGUCAUUGACUGUUUUAAAGGAGUGGACGUAGCCUCUGGGUCUCCAAAGUUAAUGUGUAAAGUGCCUUAAACCUGCAUUCUCUUUAAUGUCCAGUAGGCGACAACUUCACUGGGGCACAGUUCUAUAGAGGUCUAUGAGAAAAUGACCCUACUUUCAGUAGUAGCAUUGUAAUAUACAAAUCAAGUGAGCAGGGAUACCAGAACACGCAUGAGACAUCGUUACCGACCAAACACAUCGUAAUAAAGAGCUGUUUUACUUUUAAUUGAUAAAAAACUCACUUAACAGCAGCUUGAUGGUUUCAAAACAGUCGUCCACAAAGCAACGUGUGACAUCACAGCAGCUACGUCCACUUCUUUUCUGCAGACCAAUGGUUCAGUGUAACGUCACACUUAAACUACACGGAGGUCUGAUGUAGACAUGUAGUACCCAGAUUAAAUAUCUGCAUGUACAGAAACACGAUUUACAGUAUCAGUAUUGCUAAAAGUACAUUGUGUUAUGCAAAAACUCAGAAAUAUGUAUUUAUCAAGCCUCUGUACACGUUCCUAUCGUUACACUGUCGAUCCAAUUAACAUUUUCUUUUCCAGCAUCCUUGCAGUUAACAUUGGACCUACACAAUGUUGGAGUUUAAUGCUGUUUUGGCUUUAUUCUGUAUUACACAUGAAGGCAUUACCAGUACCAGUUCAAUGAGCCAUACAGAUGCCCCUGCACAUUUUAAUACUGAUAUGAUUUCAUCACAGUAGGCUACAGCGUUUGUAUUCUGUCGAUCGACAACAGCUGGUACGUGUCCGGUGUACUGCAUAUUAACCUUUGUACAUGCUACAGUAACUGUAUAUAUUGAUUAGUUUGAUGUCUGUUUUUGGUGUCCAAACACUUUAACUUUUAAAGUCAUCUCUUGUACAAUUUAUACCUUUUUUGUGACAUGUGUUUUUCAAUAUGUGCGUUUUUUCAAAAGGUGUAAAGCUGCAUCAUCUUUUAAAAGGCAAUUAAAAAUAAUUCUGACUCUAAAGAUGGUGUAAGAGAUUGUUUUGGAGGUUUGAGACACAACAUUAAUCUAAACUUCUAUUUUGUUUUCUGCAAACCCUCAAUAUAAAACUUACAUGUGUAGAGAGGACUAAAAGUAUGCAUGACUAAUCAGAAACACAGAUAACCCUCUCAGCCACCAAAGCGAGUUUUUCCCAGAGGGUGAUCCCAAGUUUUUGAACAGCUGCACAUCGAAAAAAAACAACAAAAAAAACAAGCCUUCAAAAUCCUAAUUUUAGCAUCUUCACAUGUGUUGUCUGUUUGUUUCACAAGUCAGAUUUCUCUGGCAUCACAUUAAGAUAAAGACCUUUUAAUAGAAACUAGGAUGAUACAUGCAAUCCCACAAAAGUGACUGGUAAUACACGAUCCUUUAAAAAAAUAUAUAUAUAUUUAUGAGUAAUUUCUGGAGCAAUUCAUGUUUAUUUAACUUUUUGAAAACACAUCCAACAAGACAACAAGCAGAAUUUUCAAGUUGGGUUAUAAAAAAUAAAAACACAACACAAUUAACAGAUUUUAACAUUUUAACAACAACAA
Messenger RNA from Acanthopagrus latus (yellowfin seabream), 6927 nucleotides. Its product is annotated as androgen receptor-like. The transcript is spliced from 8 exons. Bases 1 to 2322 code for a protein of 773 amino acids. NCBI's taxonomy places the organism in Eukaryota, Metazoa, Chordata, Actinopteri, Spariformes, Sparidae. Gene Ontology annotation, biological process: male gonad development; regulation of DNA-templated transcription. Gene Ontology annotation, molecular function: sequence-specific DNA binding; DNA-binding transcription factor activity; zinc ion binding. The record is from RefSeq and is a predicted model, not a curated record.